ACAACAUUAAUGUCAAAAAAUUAACAAUUAUUUUGUUAUAAUAUUAAUUUUUGUUAUAAAUCAAAGAAAAAAAAAUAACAAAAAUCUUUUAAUGAAGCACUAUGUCAUAUGGUUAAUUCUUUUGCACUUGUGUUGCUGCGAAGACCUUGAUUAUAUUGACUACUAUCCCCAAACAAUUCCACUUCAAGCUGAAAAUCCAUCACCCCAGUAUAAGGCAGUUAUGACAAAUCUCUAUAACAAUUGGCACUCGCCAAUUUCUUAUUUAAAGAAACGAGGCUAUAUGCCAAAUAAUAUCCAGUAUGAACCCAAAGAAAAUCUUAAAAAGAAAAUUUAUCCGCACAAGAAUCUUGAAAAAGGUGAAAAUUAUUUCUUUUUUCCUGACAAUAAAGAACCAAGAACAAGAAACACCAUAAUGUUAUUGGAAAAUAAUUCAAGUCCGGAUACACCAAAUACGGAAGUAACAGAAGCACCAUCACCACCCGUAGUUGAAGAAUCAAAAAACAAAAAUGAUACCACCGGAAUAAUUAAUAAAGUCAAAGAUAAAUUCCUAAGCAUCUUUUCUCAUAAAGAUAAAAGUAAAACUGGUCAGGUGGAAGAAAAUUUUGACCUCGAAGAUCCAGAGUUUCUAGAAAACUACAAUGAUGAAUAUGAGUUUUCAGAUAGAAGGAUUUUUGCAAGGAGUAUUCCUGAAAAACCAUUGAAACCUUUGAAUUCUUCUAAUGAAAACAUUUUAAGCAAUCUCACUGAUAACGAGAUUCAUUUCAUAAAAAGUUUUAUAAAUUGGUUCAAAGAAAAUAAAAACAAUUUUAAAUUCUUAUCUUUGUCGAAUGUAACGACUUCCGGGAAGAGUCCGGAUACAAAAGAUAAUGACAAAAAAGAGGACACGAAGCCAAAUGUUCAAACGUCAACGGAAUCUGGAUUUGAUAAGAAGGUAACUUCAACCUCGAAACCAGUGAAUAUUACAACUGAAUGUACAGUCGUUGGGAGUGAGCCAUCAAUAACCGUCAAGACAAUUCAAGGGCAAAGUAAUGGUUCUGUUUCGAAAAAUAUUUCUUCAAAGACUUCUGAUGCCAAGGAUACUUUUACAGUUGACUUGGACAUUAAUCAAAAAAAUGGAACUGGAGAAGUUACAAUGGGUGGGGACAAAACCACACAAUGUGCACCAUUGCGUUUAAAUGAUAUGUCUUUUGACUUGGAAUGGAAUAAAAUCAAUACAGCUCCUCAAAAUGGUCGAGCUAAAAUGAAUAUUCUUGAUCUUCCUUAUGGCAAUCAAGAACCACAAGGACAAAGUCUGGCAGCUAAAUUUCUUCAAGAUGUAAAUUCAUAUCCGGAUAAGAGUUAUGAAUAUUUGAAAACACCAUAUGCUGACAACUUUUUGGAUUCCCAGCAAUCUCUUCCAAGUGAUUUGGAUCUGCCUCUUAAAAGUAGUACUAAACGUGAAGUAGCCUUACCAAGUUUUGGCAAAAAGGGGAAGAUUUAUUCAUUCCCAGACACUGAAGAUGAUGAUGAAAGUUUUUUGGCAAAUGGAGGAGGGGCAUCCCCUAAACGGCGUAUCAAGAGUAGAGUUAAAGGUAAAGGACGAAACAAAAAGAAACCCAAACAUAAGAACAGUGAUAGCGGCAGAGACUUUCAACCAUCUGAAACCUUCGAAGAUGAUACAAAAGAAGGAACUGAUUUUAAUUCUUUCGAUGAACUUAAAGAUAUCCAGUUCAGGGUCAAUAAUGAUGACGAAGAAGCUAUUUCGUCGUUUAUUUCAAGCCUCAAUGCACCACCAGAAGUGUUUAGCUUUGAUGUUGAUAAGUAUCUGAAAACAGCAAAGGAAAAUAUGGAACCUAAGGCACCCGAAUUUGAAUAUAAAUCCCCGGAAGCAAGAACUUAUUAUGAAUUCUUAGAAUCACCGUCAGUUGAAAAUGAACGAUUACCAUUAAUUGAAACAGCACCUGAAGAUAUCCAAGUUGAACCAGGCGUCGAAAAACGAUCUAGAAAUUCACCAAUGAAACGUGACCUUUUGAGGCAAUAUAUUAAAGGUGUUUCAAGUGCACUUAAUCACAAUUUUGAUGAUAUCUACUGUGAGAAUUGUAACAAAAACUCAGAAGUAAAGCCACAACGAAGCUCAAAUUCAGAUACAGAUUUACAAAUUCGAACAGACAAUCUGAUAGAUAGAUUUUCAACCAAUUUAGAUGCAAUGGAUUCCAUCAAAUCUAAUGAAAACUACGAUGAUUCCAUUAAUAAUUAUUUCCUUCUCAAUGAUGGUAGUGAUCAAGCCAUUGAUCAGCCGAAACAGAAUCAAGAAAUUGUCCCAAACGACUAUUCACCUCAGAGCUUAGAGAUUGAUUUGGAUUUGGAUAAAAAAUUUCGAGAUUUAAAUAUUGGAAGGUAUACUAAUGACUUGUCAAGAAGAUUAGUGUCUGUUGAUUCAAAAAACACUGACGAAGUGCCAAAUGAGGGCAAAGAAAUAGAAGUGAGUAAUCUUGAUAACGAUCCAUAUUGAAAAUGACAUAAUAUAUAUAUUUAUUUUAUAAAAUGUAAGAUUAUUUUGUUCUAAUUUUAUAUUUUGUUACAAGAGUUAUUAUAA
Molecule: messenger RNA, 2575 nt
Organism: Episyrphus balteatus (marmalade hoverfly)
Lineage: Eukaryota; Metazoa; Arthropoda; Insecta; Diptera; Syrphidae
Exons: 4
Coding region: 92-2491 (799 amino acids)
Source: RefSeq, a predicted model, not a curated record